This is a messenger RNA of Choloepus didactylus (southern two-toed sloth), 972 nucleotides long. RefSeq names its product olfactory receptor 5K1-like. NCBI's taxonomy places the organism in Eukaryota, Metazoa, Chordata, Mammalia, Pilosa, Megalonychidae. Gene Ontology annotation, biological process: G protein-coupled receptor signaling pathway; sensory perception of smell. The record is from RefSeq and is a predicted model, not a curated record. The transcript has a single exon. The coding region runs from base 1 to 972 and encodes 323 amino acids. Gene Ontology annotation, cellular component: membrane. Gene Ontology annotation, molecular function: G protein-coupled receptor activity; odorant binding; olfactory receptor activity.
AUGACUGAGCAAAACCACUCCAUGACAACCGAAUUUAUCCUCAUAGGAUUUACGGAUCAACCAGAGUUGAAACACCUUCUCUUUGUGGUGUUCUUUGCCAUCUAUGUGAUCACCAUGAUGGGAAAUCUUGGUUUGGUGGUACUGAUUUAUAUGGAGCAUCGUCUUCACACACCAAUGUACAUCUUUCUGGGCAACCUGGCUCUCAUGGAUUCCUGCUGUUCCUGUGCCAUUACGCCCAAAAUGUUAGAGAACUUCUUUUCAGAAGACAGAACAAUUUCCCUCUAUGAAUGUAUGGCGCAAUUUUAUUUUUUCUGCUUUGCUGAAACUACCGAUUGCUUUCUUCUGGCAGCAAUGGCCUAUGACAGGUAUGUGGCAAUAUGCAGCCCACUGCAGUACCACACCAGGAUGUCAAAGAAACUCUGCAUUCAGAUUACCUCAGGUUCUUACAUAGCGGGAAACUUGCAUCCUAUGAUUCAUGUGGGUUUUCUGUUUCGGUUAACAUUCUGUGGUUCUCAUCAAAUUAAUCACUUUUAUUGUGAUAUUCUUCCAUUGUACAGACUCUCCUGUGUAGACCCUUUUAUGAAUGAGCUUAUGAUAUUGAUCUUUUCUGGGUCCAUUCAAAGUUUCACUAUUACUGCAGUCCUAAUCUCAUAUCUUUACAUCCUCUUCACUAUUUUCAAAAUGAAAUCCAAAGAGGGAAGAGGCAAAGCCUUAUCAACUUGUGCAUCCCACUUUCUCUCUGUCUCUGCAUUUUAUGGUUCUCUUCUCUUCAUGUAUGCUCGACCAAGCACAGUAAAAGAAGGAAGCAAUGAUAUACCAGUUGCUGUUUUUUAUGCACUAGUAAUUCCUUUAUUAAAUCCUCUUAUUUAUAGUCUAAGAAAUAAGGAAGUAAUAAAUACUAUGAAAAAAAUUAUGAAGAAGAAACAAUCUCAGAACCUUCUUAAACAGAUGUCACCCACUGUGGAAAACUGA